Molecule: messenger RNA, 535 nt
Organism: Heterobilharzia americana
Lineage: Eukaryota; Metazoa; Platyhelminthes; Trematoda; Strigeidida; Schistosomatidae
Source: the annotation of a GenBank genome assembly
AUAUCUAGCAUAGCCAACCCUGUUACCAUGCGAAGAAUGGAAAACAGAUCGAAUUCACCAUAGAAUAACCAUCUCAUGUUUCUCCUUCUUGUACCUCGUUGUUCACUUUUGUGCAUACUAUAUACCAACUGCAUAAGCGGUUAGCCAUGAGUUUAUGCCUUCCAACUGAUAAAUCCUCUUAUCAUCGUGUCAGUCAUGAGGUCAAUCUCGAGCUGCACAUUUCAUCGUGGUGUAAAGUUAUUCAUUCGAAUCGACCUCACUUUUGGUCGGCUUCUUGUUGUCGAUGGAGACUCUCAGGCUUGUCUGCAUCAUAUUCAAUCACUUGUCAUCCAUACCACCGUUCUCAUCGCUUCUCUCUCCCUCUCUCUGUGUUUCACUCACACAAAUACAUGCACACAAAGAAAGUGUUGGAACAUCAUCGAUGUGUUUUCAAUAGGGUUAUUGCAAAUGACAAGCCGGAGAAAAUGUCUGCUUUAAUCCAUUCGAAUUAUUCACCAAUGCAAAGCAGCAGUGGACAGCAAUGAAUUGAGUGCAC